Molecule: messenger RNA, 624 nt
Organism: Diabrotica balteata
Lineage: Eukaryota; Metazoa; Arthropoda; Insecta; Coleoptera; Chrysomelidae
Source: the annotation of a GenBank genome assembly
AUGCUCGUAUCCUGGCACCUCAUAUCACCGAGCCUAAUAAUUUUGUGGUUAUGUUCAACUGAAUCUCUCUGCCCCGAGUCCUGCUAUUGUAGACAAUCAGAAAAGGGCCAAAGAAAAGUAUCGUGCGUCAAGGGCGGCAUGCGGGACCCUCUUCCAGUAUCCGAAAUCGACCUCGGUAUGGAGGUUCUCGAGAUAUCAGCUCCAAAGGAUAAUCCCAAUACCUUGUCAAUCAGCCCCAUUUUCCAACAAUUUAAACGUUUGGAGGAGAUUAGCAUUAAACGAUCAAACAUCCAUCAAAUCGGAGUUCAUCCAUUUUGGGGAGUACCUACGAUACGCCUUUUAGAUUUAAGUCAUAAUAACAUCAGUGCCGUGUAUGAUCAUAACUUUCGGGGUUUAGUUAAUCUAGUGGAAUUAAAUUUGGAUUUUAAUAGAAUCGAACGACUGUCGGUGGGAGUUUUUAAACAUCUUACGGAAUUGAGAAUGUUGACUUUAAAAAAUAAUUUAAUUAGUGAUUUGGAACCAAGGAUAUUUUUAAAAUUAGUGAAGCUGCAUAUUUUAAAAUUAAGUGAGAACAAGUUUACUGAAGAACUUAAUCCAGAAGUGUUCAAAGAUAUAUCGUUGUAA